Colletotrichum abscissum is the source of this 111-nucleotide messenger RNA. RefSeq lists its product as uncharacterized. The transcript has a single exon. The coding region runs from base 1 to 111 and encodes 36 amino acids. Lineage: Eukaryota; Fungi; Ascomycota; Sordariomycetes; Glomerellales; Glomerellaceae. The record is from RefSeq and is a predicted model, not a curated record.
AUGCGUCCUCUGUUCUCUAAUCCUACCACUCUCUCGAUGCCCUUUACGGCAGCAAAUAUCCCACAAGCGCAUCAUUCAGUAUACCACCAAGCGGGUGUCAUAUCGGUCUAG